AUGUCUAAAGAGGGCAGUGUUUUAUGGUCACCAUUCAAAACAACAAAGGAAUUUAUUGAAAAAGAUUAAAAGAUAACAAAAGGCUUCAUUUAAGGGGCAUUGUUUGCAGUUAUUGGUUAUGGAGUAGGAUUUGCCUUAUUCAAAGCUAAGACAUUAAGAGGCUUUAGUGCUGGUACUGCAGCAACUUGGCGAUUUAGAGAUUAGAUUGAAUAAUGA
Paramecium primaurelia is the source of this 216-nucleotide messenger RNA. The record is from the annotation of a GenBank genome assembly. NCBI's taxonomy places the organism in Eukaryota, Ciliophora, Oligohymenophorea, Peniculida, Parameciidae.